Molecule: messenger RNA, 696 nt
Organism: Trematosphaeria pertusa
Lineage: Eukaryota; Fungi; Ascomycota; Dothideomycetes; Pleosporales; Trematosphaeriaceae
Exons: 2
Coding region: 1-696 (231 amino acids)
Source: RefSeq, a predicted model, not a curated record
AUGGCUGAACCCACUAUCAUAUUGCAACUAGAAGAUUGGGCGGGCACUACAGACCCGAAGGAGCGGAGGAGAAGGCAGAACAGGUUGAAUCAGAGAGCCCGAAAAUCGUCAAUUCGACUCAUUUCCCGCCUGGAGGCCGCAGCAUGUGCAGAGUACGCCUUGGGUACGCCGCGUACAGAUCUACUCCUUGGACUUGUCCAACUGAAUGUCCUCCGGGCAUUGAUCGUCAACAUUGAUGUCCUGGGGUUCUCAGCGGCCGAGAUGCAUGACGAUGCGCUGUCUCCGUUUUCCACUGCGGGGCCAUGGCAUACAGCACACACUAAGAACCAGUUACCCGCGGCCCUAAUGCCGACUUCUUUACAGCGCUCAGUCUGUCACCAUCCUUGGCUUGAUUUACUUCCCAUUCCCCAACUGCGGGAUAACUUACUACGGGCCUCUCUUCCCCUAGACGAGGAUGAGCUUUGCCAUGAUUUGUGCGGAUUCCGGAGUGCGGCAGAGGGACUUUCCGGAGUCAUUGUCUGGAAGGAUCCAUGGGAUCCUACGGGAUGGGAGAUUACCGGGACGUUCUUACGCCGAUGGGGUGGGAUGUUAAAGGAGUGUUGGGGUCUCUUCCAGUCUACGAAUUACUGGCGGGCGAGGCGGGGCGAGAGUCGGCUUAGUUGUGCUACGUGGGCUCUGGCGUGUAAGGAGACCUAA